Messenger RNA from Lecanosticta acicola, 1697 nucleotides. Lineage: Eukaryota; Fungi; Ascomycota; Dothideomycetes; Mycosphaerellales; Mycosphaerellaceae. The record is from the annotation of a GenBank genome assembly.
AUGGCGGACAAGACCAACAUGGGGGACAUCGAGAAGGUCGUCAAUGUCCACCACCUCGAGAGGACCGAGUCCGACGAUUCGAUCACCUCUGAGGUCGAGAACGAUGCUCGCAUCAGUGCUCUUACCCCCGAAGAGCAGAAGAAGCUCAUCUGGAGGAUCGACAGACGUCUGGUCCUGACCUUGGGCUUCAUGUACUGUGUCUCGCUGAUGGAUCGGUAUGCCUUUCCCACACCACUCUUGCUGCCGUGCACAAGCUAACGAUCUCAUAGAACCAACCUGGGGAUCGCCGUCGUCGCCGGAAUGGGAGUCGACCUCAAACUCAUCGGCUUCCGCUACUCCACCAUCGUCCUGGUCUUCUUCCUGACCUACGUAGCGCUUCAGCCCCCCGCAACCGUCGUCCUCCGGAAAGUCGGACCACGCAUCUUCCUUCCUCUCAUCACGUUCCUCUGGGGCGCCAACAUGACGUGCUUCGGCUUCGUCAAGGACUGGACCACCAUGAUCCCUCUCCGCUUGAUCCUCGGAGUCUGCGAGGCUGGCUUCUUUCCUGGGUGCGCAUACCUUUUGUCUUGCUGGUACCCGCGCUACGAGCAACAGAAGCGCUACGCCGUCUUCUACCUCAUCGGCUCGCUCUCGUCGGCUUUCUCGGGCCUUCUGGGUUACGGCUUCAUGCAGAUGAAUGGCCUGGGCGACCUCGGUCCCGCCUAUGGCCAGCACUACGGACCCACCAAGUUGAAGCCCCACGCUCCCUCCGGUAUCAUGCCAGGCAUUGCCGGCUGGCGAUGGAUCUUCAUCAUGCAGGGCCUCAUCACCUGUGUCAUCGCGGCCAUCGGUGCGCUCACGAUCGCCGACUUCCCCGAGAAUGCAGCCCGGAAAUCCAAGUCCUUUGCCCUCAGCUUCCUCAGCGAGCGGGAAGCCGACUUCGUGGUCGCCCGGAUCGAAAAGGAUCGCAAGGACGCCAUCGCGGAACCCUUCCACCUCGGAACAUACCUCCGCUGCGCCGCGGAUCUGAAGAUCUGGGGCUUCGCUUCCCUCUUCGGCCUCACUACCACUUCCACCUACGCUAUCGCUUACUUCCUGCCCAUCGUAAGCCCUCACCUUUUCCCUACUCCACGACAUUUCCCCCUCACUAACCACCCCUCUCUCUCUCUCAUUCUCAGAUCCUCGAAUCCUCCAUGGGCUUCUCCGUCCGCGAAGCCCAAUGCCUCGUAGCACCCCCCUACAUCUUCGCCGCGCUCUGGAUGUUCGCCUGCGCCUGGUACGGCGACAAACACCACGUCCGCGGCCCCAUUGUCAUUCUCAACGCCGCCCUGGGCGUCAUCGGCCUCCCCAUCCUCGGCUUCUGCGAACACGCCGGGCUGCGGUAUUUCGGCGUCUUCCUCGCCACUACGUCCGCGAACGCGAAUGUGCCGGCGAUCCUGUCCUUCCAGUCGAAUAAUAUUCGGGGCCAGUGGAAGAGGGCGCUCGCUUCGGCGACGCUGGUGGGCGCUGGGGGGAUUGGAGGGAUUAUUGGCUCGACGGUGUUCCGGGAGCAGGAUAAGCCGAGCUAUCACCCGGGGAUCUACACGUGCGUGAUCGCGUGUGCGCUGACGAUUGUGGUGACGCUGGUUUUGGAUUUGAAGUUCUGGCGGGCCAACAAGCGGGCUGCUGCUGGGGGCAAGAUCAUCGAGGGACUGGAGGGCUUCAGAUACACCUUGUAG